UUAUUCGCGCUUCGCGCUUCGCGGUCCUCGUUCCUUCUCCCCCUCCUCCUCGUCCUCCUAUUCUCCCUUUGGGAGGGCGGCGCGAGAACGCGAAGUUAUUCGCGCUUCGCGCUUCGCGGAGCGCGAAGCGCGAAGUUGGGAGCCCUAGCUCUUCGACGCACCCGAAGGCCUAGUACGACAUGUUUUUAGACCAGCCGAGUAUGGACUGCCUCAGGCAGACAUGCCAUGCUCUAAGAGCACUGGCGCACAAGCAGCCACAUGUCCUCCUGCUGCUUUCUUGGCGAGUGUACAGGCGGGCCAGGACACUUCGCCAGUGCUAGAACUUGCCACCUGAAGAAGGGAACACGGCAUGAGCAUCAACUUCCUUAAGUCAGCGAGGAUUUCUUGGAUCCACGCUGCGCUGGCAGCGCCGCCAGCGCCGCCCAGUGGCGCGCUCCGCGCGCCAAGGAGGGGGGGCCCAGCGCCGAUCCGAGAAGUCCGCGCGGAUCUUCGAAGCGGAUCGUGUCGCUUCUCCUUCUCUUUCCUCUUCUUCUUCUCCUUUCUCAUCUUCUUCUUCUUCUUCUGCUUCUUUGACCUCCCUCCGCGGCUCGUCCGCCCCGCCGCGGCGCGUGCAACGACCGCCAGCCCUGGCCGAGCCAGGCCGCGGGCGGCCGCGCGCGCGUGGCCGCGCUGGGGGAAGCGGGGGAUCCGUGACACGAUGCCCAGGGUCCGGGGGCUCUUGGCAGUGUUCGGCCCACCGAAGCCGCGCCGGCCAAGCCGGCGGCGAGGCGCGCGGUCGGCCGCCAGGCGGGGCGCGCCGGCCAGGCCAGCGGGGCGCCGUGGCGUGGAGGUCUCACAGCUGGCCAGGCGCUCCUCAGUUGCACGCUGCGGGGAAACUUCUGCUGCUGGCGAUCGCGGGGUCGCAGAGCUCGUGGCGGCACCGCUGCAUGUUGGCUGUGAUGAUGUGUGA
This is a messenger RNA of Prorocentrum cordatum, 949 nucleotides long. Lineage: Eukaryota; Dinophyceae; Prorocentrales; Prorocentraceae. The record is from the annotation of a GenBank genome assembly.